AUGCCUGCCGAAGAUUCCGAGGGUCAGCUGAAUGUGAAGAAGGAAAAAGUGGUACAAUCAGAUGAUGAUAAAUUGGGAGACCUUGUUUCUGACCAUUUGCAUAACUGUUUAGUCGAUGCUUCCAACACUCGCGAAGAACGUAAAACUCUUGAGAAGGAGAUUUUGGAGGUAUAUGAACCAGACUUUGUAAUCCUGGGUGACCCUGAUGAGGACCUUUACGCUCCUCUCGAUAUUGGCAGUGAACACUUGCUGGUUGAAAGCUCGAUCAUAAUGAAUGCUGAAGAUGAUGGUGAUAGGUCAACGCCGACAGUCCAUUACUUAGAUACUAUGGAUGGGUCAAGGACCAAGGAUGAGUUUGCAUCUUUGGCACAUAAAAUUUCUAACCUUGUUCUAUCUACAGUCCCGGUUUUUGAGAAAAAUGCGGCAUCUUUUUCACAGUCUGAUUUAGCUAGAAUUUACAAAACGUAUCAAGAGUUCUACACAUAUAUGUACAACGAGCUCGACUUUCGUCCCCUCAAUUCUACUCAGCAGCUGUACAAACCAGGUAAGAAGAGUGAAAAAUAG
This is a messenger RNA of Hemisphaericaspora subhashii, 564 nucleotides long. RefSeq lists its product as uncharacterized. Lineage: Eukaryota; Fungi; Ascomycota; Pichiomycetes; Serinales; Debaryomycetaceae. The transcript has a single exon. The record is from RefSeq and is a predicted model, not a curated record. The coding region runs from base 1 to 564 and encodes 187 amino acids.